AUGCUGGCGCUGCUAUCUUCCUGCUCCCAGACCCCGGUUCUUCCCUCUAUUGAUGCCAUGGAUACCUCCCUAUGUCAGAUAGGUGGGUCCCCAAAACCUGGACCUUCUUCCUCCGCAGGAUCUCCCCAGACUUCCCCUCCAGGGCCCAAACACUAUCUUCGCAUUGACACCCAGGGUGUCCCCUCCACAGUUAUGGUGGGUAAAGAGUCAGAGAGGAAGGACGGAGCUGAUGGGACUGCAGUUCAGAAAAACUGUUAUAGCUGUCCGCUGUGCUUUAGGGUCUCCCAGGACAUGUCUUACCUUCAGCCCAGCAUCGCCCACUCGGAGCUGAAGCCCUUCAAAUGUGACACCUGCAGGAAGGCUUUCAAGCUGGCCAGCCACCUCGCAAGGGACUACUCCACUCACAGAUCAGGUGGUGGGUGGCUGCAGAGCUGCUCUCUCUGACCACACUGCUUGGGUGAGUUGGCCCAGCACAGCUGUGUGCACUCAGGAGAACGCCUGUUCCAGGGCCCGAUCUUCCUGGGCCGCUUUACAGGGCAGAACACCUUACAGAAGCACACUCGGUGAAAGCAUCCAUGA
This is a messenger RNA of Meriones unguiculatus (Mongolian gerbil), 579 nucleotides long. It is a transcript of the gene Znf581, whose product is annotated as zinc finger protein 581. Gene Ontology annotation, molecular function: RNA polymerase II cis-regulatory region sequence-specific DNA binding; DNA-binding transcription activator activity, RNA polymerase II-specific. Gene Ontology annotation, cellular component: nucleus. Gene Ontology annotation, biological process: regulation of transcription by RNA polymerase II. Lineage: Eukaryota; Metazoa; Chordata; Mammalia; Rodentia; Muridae. The record is from RefSeq and is a predicted model, not a curated record.